AUGCCAAUGAAAAUAUGGGGAUUUUCCUAUCUUUUAGUAACUUACCCAGCAAUUAUGCUUGUUACGGGAAAGAGUCACUUUGAAUCAAAUUGCAAACAGAGGGAAGUUUCAAUUUACGAAGGAAGGAAGGACGAUAUUGCGAGACAAAUUUAUGAAAGAGUGAACGAGAAUAGCAAACGUAUGAAGCUGAUGCUUGCUUGCAUGAAUGCGAAUGCAAAAGCUUCAUGGACUGUAAAUGACAUGAAAUGCUUCCAAAGAAAAUGCAAUAUACAGGAGGCAUGGGAUGGGACAGGUUCGUUAGAACUCAGACUUGAGCCCUCUACUCAGCAAGAGAUAAAAGUUCAAUUUCCUCCUUUUGAGGUAACUUCUCUUCAAUAUGUCGGCUCUAAAUAG
Molecule: messenger RNA, 393 nt
Organism: Schizosaccharomyces octosporus yFS286
Lineage: Eukaryota; Fungi; Ascomycota; Schizosaccharomycetes; Schizosaccharomycetales; Schizosaccharomycetaceae
Exons: 3
Coding region: 1-393 (130 amino acids)
Source: RefSeq, a predicted model, not a curated record